Molecule: messenger RNA, 1750 nt
Organism: Salvia hispanica
Lineage: Eukaryota; Viridiplantae; Streptophyta; Magnoliopsida; Lamiales; Lamiaceae
Source: RefSeq, a predicted model, not a curated record
UCUCCAAUAGCCAAAACCUUCAAACACUAAUUAUGCACCACGCAUACUCGCCGGAGCUCCAGUCCCGGCAGAAACCGUCGAAACCCCUCAAUUUCCUCUUCGCCCACCCUUAUCUAUGGAUCUCACUCGCCUCCAUCUCGAUCCCUCUCUUCAUCAUCUCCGCCGUCCGCAUUGCGCCGCCCUGCCUCCCCCGCCGCCCCGCCGCCGACGAAUGCCCCUCCGGCACCGUCUACGUCUACGAUCUCCCCUUAAUGUUCAACCACCACCUCUUACUCCACAGCUGCACCGACCUCGACAACUGGAACUGGCAGUGCGGCAUCGCCGCCAACGCCGGCUUCGGCGGCCGCGCCGCCGAGCUCCGCCGCCUCCUGCCGGAGAAUCUCUACAAAUCCUGGUUCCGCACGAACCAAUUCGCCCUGGAGCUGAUCUUCCACAAACGGAUUCUGACGCACAAAUGCAGAACCCUGGAGGCGGAAUCCGCUACGGCGUUCUACAUCCCGUUCUACGGUGGACUCGCGGUGGGGAAGCACCUCUGGAAGAACGACACCGCCAAACGCGACCGCGAUUGCAAGAUGCUGCUGACGUGGCUCGAUCAGCACGAGCAUUGGAAGAAAUCCAACGGCUCUGAUCAUUUCAUUUCGCUAGCCCGAAUCACAUGGGAUUUCCGCCGCUUAGCCGACCCUGCCCAAAUCUGGGGCUCCACAUUCCUCAACAUGCCCGAGAUGCAGCGGGUCACCCGAUUCAUCAUCGAGAAGGCCGACUUCGACGAUCGCGACGUCGGCGUGCCUUACCCCACCGGAUUCCACCCCGAAUCCAGAGAAAUCCUCCAGAAUUGGCAACAAUUCGUGCGAAAACAGAAGCGCGGCAGCCUCUACACGUUCAUCGGCGCGGCGCGUGAGCCGAUCCGCCGCGAUUUCCGGGGGACUCUUCUAACCUACUGCUCGAACUCGCCGUCGUGCCGCGCGGUGGACUGCGCGGCGACGAAAUGCUCGGCGGACUCGUCGGUGAUAAUGGAAUCUCUCCUGGCGUCGGAAUUCUGCCUGCAGCCGAAGGGGGAUAGCUUCACGAGGCGGUCGGUUUUCGACUGCAUGAUAGCCGGUUCGGUGCCGGUUAUCUUCUGGAACCAGACCGCUUACGAGCAGUAUCCGUGGUUCUUGCCGGGCGAACCGGAGAGCUACUCGGUUUAUAUAAACCAUGAGGAGGUGAUGAAUAAGACCUCUGUGAUUGAGCAUGUUUUGAAGGGGUUUAGCAAGGAGGAGAUUAGGAGGAAGAGGGAGAAAGUGAUUGAGACAAUUCCUAGGAUUAUAUAUGGGAUUCAGAGUGGUGGAUCAACAGAUUUUGAGGAUGCUUUUGAUAUUGCUAUUGAAGGGGUUUUGCAGAGGAUUAGGAAGGAGAGAGAAUUGUGAUUGGAAGGAGAUUAUUAGUAAUCUAUUAAUUGAUUGUUGUUGUUAAUUAUAUGUAUAUGCUCUCCUUUUCUAUGAGGUUUAGCAGUUGUCUGUCCAGUGUACUACUUGUUCAAAAUACAGCUUUUGGUUUAUUAGACAGUUGAUGAAGUCCCGAACCACAAGAAGGAAAAUACUCUGAUGAGAUUUUCGGAACGAGAUAACGUCACAAAAAGGAAAAUACUUGUGUUGCGUGGCUAUGAGGCGGUAUGUUUUUGACAUGUACAUGUUUUUGACAUGUACAACCAAACAUCACAUGUGUAUUUUAUAUAGUACUUUUGUUUCCAAAAUUUUUUCAUUCAGUUUGA